AAGAAGAGAGGAAGGACAGGAAGAACAGAGGAAGACAGAGAAGGACAGAGGAAGAAGACAGACAGAAGAAGAGAAGCAGACAGAGGGAAGAAGAAGACAGAAGAAGACAGAGACAGGACAGAAGACAGAGACAGAAGAAGAAGAAAAAGAGAAGACAGAGGAAGAAGACAAAGACAGAGACAGAAGAAGGAAGAAGACAGAGGAGGAAGAAGGACAGGAAGAAGAGAGAAGAGAUAGACAGACAGGAGGAAGACAGACAGAGAAGAAGGAGAGGAGGAAGAAGAGAAGACUGAGACAGAGAGGAAGAAGAGAAGAAGACAGAGGAAGAGAAGGAGGACAGAGGAAGAGAAGGACAGGAAGGACCAGAGACAGAGCAGGAAGGACAGAAGGACAGAGAGACAGAAGGAAGGACAGGAAGACACAAAGACAAAGACAGGAAGAAGAAAGGAAGACAGACAGGAAGAAGACAGGAAGGAGAGACAGACAGAGAGAAGAGACACAGAGGAGAAGGAAGAGAAGGAAGACAGAGGAAGAAGAAGAGACAGAGACAGGGGAAGAGACAGAGAAGAAGACAGACAGGAACAGAGAGAUAGACAGAGGAAGAAGACAGAAGGAGAAGAAGAGGAAGAGAGAGACAGGAAGAAGACAGGACAGGAAGAAGAGAAGACAGAGGAAGGACAGGAAGGAGAAGACACAGAGGGCUGGAAGAGAAAGAGGAAGAGAAGAGGAGUGAGACAGAAGAGAAGAGAAGAAGACAGAGGAAGAGGAGAAGGACAGAGGAAGGAGAGACAGACAGAGUGGAAGAGAGAAGGACAGGGAAGGAGAGAAGAGACAGGUAGACAGAGAUGGAGAAGGAGAAGGAAGAACAGACAGGAGGAAGAAGAGAGAAAGACAGAGGAAGGACAGGAGACAGAGGAAGGAAGAAGAGACAGAGGACAGAGGAGGAAGAAGAGAGUAGAUAGAGGUGGAAGGAAGAAGGUAGACAGAGGGAAGAAGAGAAGGGACAGAGAGGAAGAAGAGAAGAAGACAGGGAAGAGAAGAGAAUGGAGGAUAGAAGGAGACAGAGGAAGAAGAGAAAGGACAGAGGGGAAGGAGAGAAAUGGACAGAGGAAGAAUAGAAGGAAGACAGAGGAAGAAGAGAAGUGGAAGAAGAGAAGGACAGAGGAAGAAGAGAUAGACAGGAAGGAGAGAGGGACAGAAAGGACAGAAGAGGAAGAAGACGCAAGAGUAGGAGAGAGUAGAAGAAUAGGAAAAGACAGAGGAGUAGAUAGAAGGACAGAGGGGAAGAAGCAGACAGAGGAAGAAGAGAGUAGACAGAGGGAAGAAGAGAAGGAAGACAGAGGGGAAGAAGCCCCCAGAUGGAAGGAGAUAGAAGGAAGUAGACAGAGUAGGAAGGAGGGGAAGAAUAGACAGAGAGAGGAAGAAGAGAAGUGGACACAGAGGAAGAAGAGAAGGACAGAGGAUGGAAGAAAGGAGAUAGAUAGGAGGAAGAAGACAGAGAAGUAG
Molecule: messenger RNA, 1506 nt
Organism: Haliotis rubra (blacklip abalone)
Lineage: Eukaryota; Metazoa; Mollusca; Gastropoda; Lepetellida; Haliotidae
Product: trichohyalin-like
Exons: 4
Source: RefSeq, a predicted model, not a curated record